AUGCGAGCCCCACUGUUGAGCCGCGGCCAUGAGGAGGACGUCGGCUUCAUGGUGACCGCCGCGGCGCUCGCUCGCUCGCUCCACAAGCUUCUCGACCGCAACUUGGCCGCUGAGGCUCCGCGGGGAAACAUGGCCGAAGUGUUUUAUUGUAAAUGUCUUUUACUCACUUUCAAUGCGCUUUUGUUUCCAGGAGGGCCCACCAGGUCCACCGAGCAGGAGGAGCGGACUCGUCCCCACGUCCGGUCAGGAUCGGGCUUCUGCAAAUGGUUCAACGUCCGCAUGGGCUUUGGAUUUAUCUCCAUGACCAGCAGCGAGGGGACACCCGUCGACCCCCCUUUGGAUGUUUUCGUGCACCAAAGUAAGCUAGUGAUGGAGGGCUUCCGAAGCUUAAAAGAGGGUGUGCCAGUGGAGUUCACCUACAAAAAGUCCUGCAAGGGCCUCGAGUCCCUGCGGGUGACCGGACCGGGCGGGGGACCCUGCGCUGGCAACGAGAGGAGGCCGAAAGGGAAGGUCCCACUCCAGAAGCGCAAACCAAAGGGAGACCGUUGUUAUAACUGUGGCGGUCUGGACCACCACGCUAAGGAGUGUAACCUGCCCCCCCAGCCAAAGAAAUGCCACUACUGCCAGAGCAUCACGCACAUGGUGGCCCAAUGCCCCCACAAGGCGCUGGCCCCCUCCGCAGGCCCUCAGGACCAACACGCGUCUACCUCGGCCUCCGGCCCGGGGUUGUCGGCCUACCUCGCCCCGCCAGAAGAUGAGGAACGCUACGGUGCGUCUGCCGCAGGGGGCUCGUCCUCAUCCCCCGAAGAGCCCCAAAGUCACCGUGCCCCCCGGACCCAGAGGUGGAAGAAAUCCUAA
Phycodurus eques (leafy seadragon) is the source of this 858-nucleotide messenger RNA. It is a transcript of the gene lin28b, whose product is annotated as lin-28 homolog B (C. elegans). The transcript has 4 exons. The record is from RefSeq and is a predicted model, not a curated record. NCBI's taxonomy places the organism in Eukaryota, Metazoa, Chordata, Actinopteri, Syngnathiformes, Syngnathidae. Gene Ontology annotation, molecular function: zinc ion binding; nucleic acid binding. The coding region runs from base 1 to 858 and encodes 285 amino acids.